Messenger RNA from Andrographis paniculata, 4197 nucleotides. RefSeq lists its product as uncharacterized. Lineage: Eukaryota; Viridiplantae; Streptophyta; Magnoliopsida; Lamiales; Acanthaceae. The record is from RefSeq and is a predicted model, not a curated record. Bases 308 to 3838 code for a protein of 1176 amino acids. The transcript is spliced from 7 exons.
AAGAUUCCAUCUUGCUCAGAUCAGUCGCCAUGAUUCCUUCGCAGGCCUGACGCGUUCAACUCAAUCGUUGAAUUUUCUACGCGCACGACGAAGAAGAAGAAGAAGCAGCAAAAGAAGAAGUGUUCGUCGACGGAAAAUGCGGUGUGGUGUGGCAAAGGCGGCGAAAAAUCAAUUCGAUCGGUUCAGCGUUCCUGUUGAUUGCGUGCCUGGCGCGGCUAGCUAGCAAUCGACAAAAGACAGCCUCGAAAAGCAUCGGUUUCGCUCAGGAUCAAAGAUAAUAUUAGGCCUGACAAUUCAUUGAGUAUCCAUGGCAGAUGAGACUCUCGCAACUCAGGAAAUACCAGCGGCAAAGUUAAGUGAGGAAGUUCAGACCAAUGGAGUUCCCAUCAAGGUAACAUCAGAAGUGAAUGAUGAAAAGGAGCCCAAGAAGGAUGAGGAAGCCUCACUCGACGGUGAAUUCAUCAAAAUUGAGAAAGAGUCGAUUGCCAAGCCUAAAGCGAUCAUCGAAGAGACGCCGCGAGAAGUCUUGGAAUCGCAGGAAAAUAUUGCAGAACUCGAGCAUGAACUGCAGAGAACAUCCAGUGCGCUGAAGGCGACUGAAUCCGAAAAUGCACAGUUGAAAGAAGAGCUCUUGCUGACAAAAGAGAAGCACCAAGAGAGCAUCGGGAAGCAUGAAGAUCUUGAAGCUGCUAACAAGAAAUUGCAGGAACAGAUUUCGGAGGCUGAGGAAAGACACGCCGCAGAGCUCAAAACUUUACAGAAUGCAUUGCAGGAACAUGAAGAAAGGCACAAGGAGCUGUCAGACGUGAAGGAGGCAUUCGAUCGUCUUAAUCUUCAGCUUGAGGCCUCAAGCAAGAAGGUGGCAGAGAUUGAGGCAGAGCUGCAGAGUUCAUCUUUAGAAGCCCGGAAGUACGAAGAGUUGCACAAGGAGAGCAGUUCAAAUGCUGAGUCAGAGGCACAGAAGGUGUUGGAGUUUGAAAAGUUGCUCGAGGAGGCUAAAUCUGGUGCCAAACAGAUGGAAGAUCAGAUGGCACUGUUGCAGGAUGAGAUGAAAGGCAUGCAUACAAAGGUUUCCGAGAAUGAGAGUCUUGAAGCAUUGCUUGGUGACUUGACAAAGGAACUAGAACUCACCAAGGUAGCAGAGUUGAAGGCGAAGGAAGAUAUCACAUCCCUCGAGAACUUGCUGGCAGAAGCCAAAGGAAGCCUUGGAGAGAAAGAAUCCCAGUUAGAGGAUGCAAAAAAGAAGCUUGAGGACGAGACGAAUGGGAAAGCAGAGAUCGAAGAACAAUUGAAAAGCCAGGAGACAAAGCUUAAGUCGGCAGAGGAGGAUCUCGAGAGAGUGACAAAAGAAAAGGCUGCCCUGGAAGAAGCUGUGACGGACCUUACAAACAACGCCGCCCAAAUGAAGGAAAUGUGCAAUGAUCUCGAAGCAAAGCUGCAGCAGUCGGACGAUAAUUUCUGCAAAGCUGAUGCACUUCUGUCCGAAGCAGUAUCGAAUAGCAAAGAACUCGAGCAGAAGUUGAAAGCACUCGAGGAGCUUCAUAGUGAGUCAGGCCAUGCAGCCAUGACUGCCAACCAGAAGAAUGUCGAGCUCGAGGACAUGCUAAAAGCAUUGAAUGAUGCAGCAGAGGAAGCAAAUUCAAAGCUGAGGGAGUCUGAAACGCGUAGCAUUGCAGCUGAGCAGCGGGUUCUCGAGCUAGAGCAGCUGCUGAAUUUGGAGGAAUUGAAAAGCCAUGAUUAUCAGAGGGAACUUACAGAGUUAUCGGAGAGUGAAGCCGGGGAGAAGCAGGCAAUGACCGAAAAGGUGAAGGAGUUCGAGGCUAAGGUUGCAGAAAUCGAGUCUGAACUGGCAAAGGUGACCGCUCGGAAUUCUGAGCUUGAGGCAGAGUUAAAGAAUGCAGUGGACAGAUCCACCGAGCAUGAGGGACGAGCCAGCACAAUCCAUCAGAGGAGCAUUGAACUCGAGACCUUAAUGCAGGCAUCCGAAUCGAAAGCAGCGGAUGCAGGCAAAAAGGCAAGUGAACUAGAGCUGCUCCUCGAAACAGAGAAAUAUCGGAUUAAAGAGCUCGAAGAGGAAAUAGCUUCUCUGGAGAAGAAACAUGCAGGUGCAGAAGCAGAAGCUUCAAAAGGUGCAAACAAGGUGUCCGAUCUUGAGUCGGAGCUCGAGGUUUUCCAGUUGAAAGCAUCAAGUCUAGAAACUGCUCUUCAGGCAUCUGCCGAUAAGGAAAAGGAGCUGACCGAAUUCUUGAAUUCAGCAACUGAAGAAAACAAAAAUUUGAAGGAUUUGUCAAAAACAACGAAUGAGAAGCUAUCCGAGGCAGAAAAUCUGGUUAACAUCUUGCGGGACGAACUGAACAUGUGCCAGCAGAGGUUGGCGAGCAUCGAGGAUGAUCUCAAGGUUACCGGGCUCAGGGAAAGCGAAGUCAUGGAUAAGCUCAGGUUAGCCGAGGAGCAGCUCGAGCAACGAAGCAGAGUUCUUGCAGAACUCGAAUCCUCACACGAGUCACUGAAGAGGGACUCAGAGGAGACAAUGGCGAGAUUCACCGGCAGAGAUUCCGAGGCCAACGUUCUGCACAACAAAGUACAGGCCCUAGAAAGUCAGGUCAAGGCUUAUGAAGUGCAGAUUGAGGAAACUAACGAACGGUAUGCUGCUGCAACCAAAGAGAUUGAUCGGAUUCUGGAGAAGCUGGCUUCAUCCGAGGGCAUCAACGAAGACCUGAAAGAAAAGAUUUCGGAAUUAGAAGGUAAAGCAGAAUCGCACUUGUCCGAGUAUUCAGUUUUGUCUGCUCACAAUGCAGAGCUGAGCGACAAGGUUAAGGAUCUUGAAGACAAGGCAAAAACUGUUGCUGAACUGACUGAUCGGCAUGCUAAAGUCACUGAACUGCAUUCGGUGGCAGAAGCUCGUAUUUCAGAAAUCGAAGCAGAGCUGGAAGAAGCUGUAAAGAAAUCGAAUCUAAAGCAUUCGGAGGCCAUGGACUUGCAUGAGAAGCUAAAAGCUUUCGAAGCACAGGUGAUGACCUAUGAACAUCAGGCUAACGAAGCAUCUGCAGUUGUUAAGAGCCGAGGAUUAGAGUUGGAAGAAAUCACAUCCAAAUCAAAGAAUCUAGAGACCGAACUCGAGGAAAAAUCGAGCCGGUUUGAAAAGGAGACUCAAGAGCUGGUUCAAGCCAACCAAAAACUUUCUGAGGAAUUGGCUUCAUAUAAAUCCCAGAUAUCUUCUGUCAUGGAGGAGAACAAUUUGCUCAACGAGUCAUUUCAGAGUUCAAAGAAGGAGCUUCAGACAAUAAUAGUACAGCUCGAGGAUCAGUUGAAGGAGCAGAAAACAAACGAGGAUGCUCUGAAAGCUCAGUUGGAAGCCCUCAGCGCUGAAGCCGGACAGAAAGGCGAUUUGCUUAACCGUGUUAAGGAACUCGAGCAACAGUUAGCAGCUGCGGAAAGUUGUCUUAAAGAAGAGAAAGAAUUGAUCUCGCAAAAGGAUGUCGAACAUGAAGCUAAGAAACAAGAAAUCGUUCUUCUCGAAAGCCAAGUGAAGGAUCUCGAGCAGAGGUUGCAGCAAGCUGAUGCAAAGGCGAAAGAAAAGCAGGGUGUGGAAGAACACAAGGACGUGACUAUAAAGUCACGGGAAAUCGAAUCAAUACCCGGAAUGACGACUCCUUCAAAAAGGAAGAGCAAGAAAAAGUUGGAGGCAGCUGCGGCUUCAUCGCCCUCAGGUACGGCGUCACCACUCCAAACUAGUGAGGAGUCAUCAUCAUCAUCCUCCAUGAUGAACGUAAAGUUCAUUUUAGGCGUGGCUCUCGUAUCUGUCAUCAUCGGUAUUAUCCUUGGAAAGAGAUAUUAGGCGUGGGUCGUAUGCAUGGUAUGGUGUGUUGUCGAAUUUAUCAUCGUGGUUUUCGCCAUUUUUUGCUUCUUCUUCUGUUUAUUUUUUUUUCUUUUUUUUUUUGUCCGUAGUAAUAUGGUUUGUGUAUUUGUAUAAAAGGCGCGGAUGAUGUACCGGGUUUGGGUUUGGUGGUUUGAGUUUUGGUUUGGCGAACUUAACUUGUGUCGGGAUAUCGGUUUUUGGCUCGAAUCUUGACUGUUGUUUUAAAGUUGGGUUCUUUUGAUCGUAAAAUGUUAUAUAACUUAUGUUGGGAUGGAUAAUUGGUCUAAGUUUGUAUUCGAUGAUUUUUUAUUUUUGUUUUUGUGUUAAUAUGAUUACCA